This is a messenger RNA of Pelmatolapia mariae (spotted tilapia), 1763 nucleotides long. RefSeq names its product casein kinase II subunit alpha. Gene Ontology annotation, biological process: peptidyl-threonine phosphorylation; peptidyl-serine phosphorylation; regulation of cell cycle. Gene Ontology annotation, cellular component: protein kinase CK2 complex; cytosol; nucleus. Gene Ontology annotation, molecular function: protein serine/threonine kinase activity; ATP binding. Bases 106 to 1344 code for a protein of 412 amino acids. The record is from RefSeq and is a predicted model, not a curated record. The transcript has 13 exons. NCBI's taxonomy places the organism in Eukaryota, Metazoa, Chordata, Actinopteri, Cichliformes, Cichlidae.
CCUACCUCCCCCCAUCCCCUCUUCCUCCCCCCCCCCAGCAUCCAUCCCUCUGGCUGUCAUCCGCUGCAGUAAGAUUUCCCCAUCAUAUCCGCCAAGCUGUCGGACAUGUCAGGACCCGUGCCAAGCCGGGCCCGAGUGUACACAGAGGUCAACACUCACCGGCCAAGGGAGUACUGGGACUAUGAGUCCCAUGUGGUUGAAUGGGGAAACCAGGAUGAUUUUCAGUUAGUGCGGAAGUUAGGACGUGGCAAGUACAGUGAAGUCUUUGAGGCAAUCAACAUCACCAAUAACGAGAAGGUUGUGGUGAAGAUACUCAAGCCUGUAAAGAAAAAGAAAAUAAAGCGUGAGAUUAAGAUUCUGGAGAACCUGCGUGGAGGUCCUAACAUAAUCUCUCUAAUUGAUAUAGUGAAAGACCCUGUACACAUUGAACCUACCACUUGUGCCAGCUUAUUGGUUACACUUGGGAAAUUUGUGUCUUCCCGAACACCUGCCUUAGUCUUUGAACAUGUUAACAACACAGACUUCAAGCAACUAUACCAGACCCUGACGGACUAUGAUAUUCGAUUCUACAUGUAUGAGAUCCUCAAGGCUCUGGAUUACUGCCAUAGCAUGGGAAUAAUGCAUAGAGAUGUGAAGCCACAUAAUGUGAUGAUAGAUCAUGAGCACCGUAAGUUGCGUCUUAUUGACUGGGGUCUGGCUGAGUUUUACCAUCCAGGACAGGAGUACAAUGUCAGAGUUGCAUCUCGCUACUUUAAAGGACCCGAACUUUUGGUGGACUAUCAGAUGUAUGACUACAGCCUCGAUAUGUGGAGCUUGGGCUGUAUGCUGGCAUCCAUGAUCUUCAGAAAGGAACCUUUCUUUCAUGGUCAUGACAAUUAUGACCAGUUGGUGAGAAUAGCCAAGGUGCUGGGGACAGAAGACCUCUACGACUACAUAGACAAAUACAACAUUGAGCUGGAACCUCGCUUCAAUGACAUUCUUGGCAGGCAUUCUCGUAAGCGGUGGGAGCGAUUUGUCCAUAGUGAGAACCAGCACCUGGUCAGCCCCGAGGCUCUGGAUUUCCUAGACAAACUGCUGCGCUAUGACCACCAGGCCAGACUCACUGCCCGCGAGGCCAUGGAUCACCCAUACUUCUUCCCUAUUGGGAAAGAUCAGUCUCGUGUGACCGGAUCAGCCAACCUACCCAGUGGGAACCCUGCUGUUAGCACAGCAAACAUGAUAACUGGUAUCUCUGCCUUGCCAGCCUCUACUGCCCUGGGGCCUCUCACUGGCUCACCUGUCCUAUCUGCUGCCACCAAUGCCCUGAGCACCCCGGUGCCCGCUGCUGCUGGCGCCCCACAGUGACACCCUCAUUCAGAUUCACACUAAAAACACCCCCACCCCUCCCUGUCUUAUCAAUCUCCCACUUUCACCACCACCCAGUCAGGAUGGGGGAGGGGUGUCUUAGCAGUUCUCUGCCAGCCGUCACCAUAUCCAACUUAACUCGGUGUGACUACGCUUCAGCAGCUGGAGGCAGCAGUUAUCUUACAAAAAAGAGCUGUUUUUCCCUCCUGUGAAUGAGAGUGUUAACAUGACAUAUGAAAUGAAUGUUGUUUAUCUGGUAUUUUUUUUCAUUUUGCCCCCCAAGUAUGUUUUGAAUGGUGAGACUAAGCAAUGGUCAUUCCUCCCCCACUGUGUGUUUUAGUUUGGCGAGAGAAGGCACUGGUCAUUAAGAAUAUCAGCAGAAGGUAAAAGGAGAUGCUGGCUGUCAGGACCAAGAGGAG